CCGCGCGGCUCGCAAGAACAUCGUCGCGAAACGGGGAACGAACGGCGAGAUAUAACUGUAAUUGAACGGCUCUUAAAUAUUCAUCGAGCGCGGUUCCAUUCACGUUAACUCCCGUUCGCCGUCGCUAUUUUAGCCGACUACGGCUGAACGGGUAAAAACGAGCGUCAAUGACACGGCGGUGAUAAAUGCCCGGUCCUUAAGCACGGCUGCCUCCGCACGCAGUUAGGUUUUACUACGCUUGAGCGAUCCACGAUUUUUAUAUCGGAUCGUGCCGGAAGCGGUUUCCCUCUCGCGGUCGUUUCCGGUUGUGUGCCCGCGUACGGCGCGCUGAUGGCGAAUAAAAACCGCGGCUGCGCGAGGCGGAUAAUAAUUCUUGGUAAUGACGGCGGCGACGAGUACGUUACUGGAGAGGAUAAUUCAGCAUUAUAUGGCGUUACAUUAUAGAGCUUAUGGACGUAUAUUACAUUAUUUUAUGUCGCGCACGAUAAUGCCAGUACCGAACAUUGCGAAAACAUGGUUUGCAGAGAGGGAAGCCAGCGGUUCUGGGGUCGCUCGCGGCGCGCCGCCGGUUUCGGAGGCGAACAAUCCGGAGGACGAGCCGGAAACGGACGACACCGGAAGCACCAGUGGAAAGGGCGUCUCGCCGGUGGUGAACCCUCUGCUCCAGGAGCGCUCCAAUUGCGAGGAGCUCAAGCACGUGGUGUGCCACCUCGAGACCAAGGAUCUCUGGGACAAAUUCAACGAGCUCGGCACGGAGAUGAUCAUCACCAAGACCGGCAGACGGAUGUUCCCGACGUGUCGUGUCUCAUUUAACGGACUGAAGGCGGACAGCCGAUAUUCGGUCCUGAUGGACAUCGUGCCGGUCGACAAUAAGAGAUAUCGGUACGCAUAUCACCGGAGCUGCUGGUUGGUGGCCGGAAAGGCAGAUCCGCCGGCGCCAGCCCGGCUCUACGUCCAUCCGGAUUCGCCUUUCACGGGCGAGCAGCUCCGAAAGCAGGUCGUUUCCUUCGAGAAAGUCAAGCUCACCAACAACGACAUGGACAGGCAUGGGCACCUGGUCCUGAACUCGAUGCACAAGUACCAGCCGAGGAUCCACCUGGUGAAGCGGCCGGACUCGGGCACGGUGAAGACGAUCAUGGACCUCGAAAAGGAGCCGCACAAGACCUUCGUAUUCCCGGAGGCCAUAUUCACCGCUGUCACCGCCUAUCAGAAUCAGCUCAUCACGAAGCUCAAGAUCGACAGUAAUCCGUUCGCCAAGGGCUUUCGGGACUCCUCUCGUCUCACGGACUUUGAAAGGGAGACGAUGGAGUCGAUGCUGGCGGAACAGCAAUCGCUGAGGUUUCCGCAUCGGCUGCCCUUCGAGAUGGAGCAGCUCCAAGCGGGCGCCGUGAACAAUCUCAGCCUCGAAGAGAAAGCCUUGUGGGCCGCGCGUUCUCAAAUGUUGCUGCGGGCGGCGGCGGCCGUGGCUGUCGGCCCUUACGCCCAGCUGGUCAGCCCGGCCCUGGUCUAUCCGGGCGCCUCGACCGCGGGCACCAGCCAUCAGCAGCAGCAGCAUCAGCAGCAGCAGCAACAGCAACUGGGCCAUCUGUGGUGGGCCUCGUCGUUCGGACCCACUAUCUUUGCAGCGGCACAGCACCAGCAGCAGCUGGUCGCGUCCAGUUCUCAGCAGAACCCGACGGGCCCCGCGGCCCCCCGGCCGCUCUACCCGUCGCCCCUUGCCCUAACUCACCACCGAUUCUCGCCCUAUCACACGGCAACCGCGCCCAAGUCCUCGACGCCGGCUGCGCCGUCGCCGUCGCCGUCCAGAAGGGCCACGCCGUCGCCCACGGAUAGUCUUAGCAGGGAGGCCCAGGACCUCUCGCCCUCGUAGUCCCUUGUGGCUUCAUUAGGGAAACAGUGGUCACGAUUUUCUCCUCAAGGGACUCUAGAAGGAGUUUGAGAUAUUUUACUAAGACUGCGCUAAGACGAAAGCUGGCGUCUCUCAUUCAGAAAUGGGAGAUUCGGCAGAAUCGGGCCGCGAAUUGCGUUGUGACUUUUUUAUGGAGGAAUCUAAUUCCUCUCCACGUGAUGAAAGUCAACUUUUCUCGACCGAGACCGGAGCGUUAGCGAUUAAUUCGCCUUGCAAUAUUCGUCUUCUUUCACCGAGAACCGACGAAGACUUUUGCGCGCGGUGAAAGUCGAUUUCCAUCGUAUUAUUUUUACUUAAAAUAAUCGUCUUGUUUUUUUUUUAGAUUUUCAGAAUUUUAGCGGUUAUAGAAUUUUCUGAUUAAAAGUGCAAUAUCUACGGUACAAGUAUUAUACUUUUUGUCUUUAUUAUAUUAUUAAGGAGCCGGUCUCCAUUCCGUUAGACGAAUACAAGGUGAACGUGCAUUCGUGUGCAUUCACGUGCACGCGUAACGCAAAUCGUUAUGAAAUGUUUGCGCGAACGGGGAUCGAUUUUCGUCGCGCGCGUGUCGCGCGGCGCCGAAAGACCUCCACGGGAGGAGGUCGCCGCGAGUCCGGGGCGCGCCGACGAAACGCGUAGAAUCCGGCGUGAAUAGCAAUGAUAAUUGUGGUGUCAAAGGUUGCCGAGUUGGCCGCGGCGAGUUGUCGCUCUCCGUUCCUUGUAUCGCGCCGCGAAGACGGAGCGGAGGAAAGAAACGGAAAGCUCACGCUCUCCAAAGAGAGCCUGAAUGCUCUCUCGGCUGAACUUUCGACCUUUGGCGAGCGUGGUGGCAAGAACAGGGGACCCGAGCCGUCUCACGUGACUCGGCGAUUCCGUUGUCUCCCGACUGAACCCUGGGACCGUGAGGAGCUCGAUCUGCACAUAUCUACGCCUCGAUCAGCGAUUGGAAGCGAUAGGACCGCCGCGAUCCUGGUAGUCGGGGAUGCACCUAAGGACGCGCUUUGAAAUCGAUAAAAAAUAAGAGGAGUAUCGUCGCGCAAAAAUCUGUCGCACUCGCGGGGAAGGUGCCUGGAGUAAGAUACCUUCAAGUUUCGAGUUUCAUUCGCUUAUGUUUCAUUCGACUUGCAUCUUGCGGUAGGUUGAUCGCCAAGGCUGCUCUCGAUGGAAGAACUGCGAUGACACGCCAAAUCCGAUAACUUGAUUUUGUCGUGCGCAAAGCCGUUUCUCGUUAUACGCGCCCCCCCUUCCCCCCUUCCCCAUGUAUUUCCAUAUUUCGUCCGUCAUUUCGUUUUGUACGCAAGAAACGCGAUCGCGUCGCUUCGAGGUCGGGCGCGCGGCCGCGAAGAUCACGGCGAUCUUCGAUGGAUCGCGCGCGCGCGCGCGCGCGAAGAAUACGAGCGGACUGUAAAUAUGUAACCAUUCUGGUUCUAACGGCGGCAUAAUUGCCGCGCAUAAUACACGUAUAUGCAUCUUUAAGGGCAACUAAGCCGUACGGCGACUCUACUUGUAUAUAGGUAUACAUAUAUCUACAAUACAUGCGAUAUAAGAUAAUUACACCUCUAUCUCUUGUAAUAUAAGCUGUAUAUUUCGUAUCACGCGCUAUUGUUAUCGUUAUUUAUGUUUCGAUAUUUCGACGCGGGGCGAGCGCGAAGUGAGCGCGCUGGGCGCGAUACGUUACGACUGAAAAAAGUACCUCUACGACCCCUCCCGCGAAAUCGCCCAAGGAAACACCGGGGCGGACUCCGACUCGCGUUCGCGUUGAGCGUAGCGAGGGGUUGAAGAAUUAGGAUCAUUAACGAGUACCUCCGAGCGACACUCCGCGCGCUCUCCGCGAGCACCUAAAGGAUUAUUAUCGCCGCGGCGAUUAGUGUUAGUGUAGAGCGUUAUAUUGUUAAUGCUUGUGUUGUGAGGAACGCAUACACCUAUUGCUGUGCAAGCUGCUCCCUUGUAAAUAAACCCUAAUAAACUUCUUGUACGAAUA
Vollenhovia emeryi is the source of this 3866-nucleotide messenger RNA. Its product is annotated as T-box transcription factor TBX20-like. The record is from RefSeq and is a predicted model, not a curated record. Gene Ontology annotation, cellular component: nucleus. The coding region runs from base 380 to 1870 and encodes 496 amino acids. The transcript is spliced from 5 exons. Gene Ontology annotation, biological process: heart development; positive regulation of DNA-templated transcription; cell fate specification. Lineage: Eukaryota; Metazoa; Arthropoda; Insecta; Hymenoptera; Formicidae. Gene Ontology annotation, molecular function: RNA polymerase II cis-regulatory region sequence-specific DNA binding; DNA-binding transcription factor activity, RNA polymerase II-specific.